AGAGCCGUAAUAAACUCUGGUAAUAAAUAAAAUAAAAAAACCCUAUUGACGACUUUUAAUGAAUUUUGUUUGGAAUUUUAUCGAAGUUUCAAUGUGUGGUUCCAACUUUAGAGUUGCUUAGUUCAGUUAGUAAAAACUAUUGUGUUGAUUUAUUCUAAUGUCUCAUCUAUAUAGUGGUCUGCAUAGAGAAAAUAAAAUAUCACGUAAAAGUAGUUUGUGUAAUGUCAGGUCUAGCCUAUCUUGGUGAAUACGGUUCUGAUUCUGAAGACAGUAAACAAGUUUCCAGUGCCAGAUUUGAGUCAUAUUCCAGUUGUUCCUUCGGACACCCAUGAAGAUAACCCUAAACUCCAUGGAGGGCGCAAACGCUCAUUUCCUCAUGUAAGAGGAAAUUGGCCCUCAUAUGUAUCCUCAGAACGACAUCUUGAUAAAUUUAAUCAACAAGUUGAAAUCUAUAGCCUCAUCUCAAGGUUCAUUUUGGGUAAUAUGUGAAGAUCUUCACAUAAGUUUAUCAAAAACAGUUAUUUUACUUUAUCAUUGGAUAUCAUCCUUCAACACUUCUAUACAAAAAAGUUUAAGCACCAUAGAAAGAAACCGUCGUUUCAUAUGAGUGUGUUAUGGGUGAAUGGUAAUAAAAAGAAAGAAAUUGUUAAAUUCAUUGAUAAGUUUAACGAUCUUUUAGUCUCUGAACUGAAUAAAGACUUGAAAACUGUUUUAGUAGACAAAAUAAGUUGUAAAAUUGGUAACAAAUAUUUUCAAUAUAAUUUGCUAUAACAUGGAUGUGUACGCUGAAAUUUCAGACAUAAAAAACAAAACACAAAUAUGUAAUGCCAAUAGAGUCUACAUAAAUCCCAAUUUUAAUCAUAACAGUUAUCCUACAACAAACAACCAGGUUUUGCAAGGAAAGAAUAUUUCAAUGCACGUUAACCCAAAAUUUUCAACUGCUAUAACUCAACAGAAUAAAAAUAUUAGUAAUGCAAGGAUCUUCAUCAAUCCCAAUUUUGUAAAAUCUCUCCAGGGACAAGCUUCUAAAGAAACUUUUAAAGUACUUCAACAUAAUUUACCUGACAAAGUGGACAAUAAUCCGCUUCUACCCAACAUGGAUAUAACUACAAACGAACGGAAUUUGCCAAUAUUCAAUGUAAAUAAAUCUCGUUACAGUUUAGUUAGGCAAGGAACAAUAAAAGUGAAAGAAAAUAUUGCUCAAAAUCCAUCUAAAACGAUAAAAAUCAGCAAAUACAAAUCAGUACCCUUAAGCGAUAUCAAAAAUAGUAUGACGAUAGAACACAAUUCGUCGAAAUCGCUACUUCUUAAUGUAAGAAAGACGACUAUUUUGCCACAAACUCCAAAAGCUGUAAUGCAUUCAGGAAAUCAGAAUAAAUAUACCAGCAGGUACAAGUAUACGAAAUAUAAAAAAACUUCUGUUGCUUUUAAUGAAAGUAAGACCGUUAUAACUAGCAAACCUAGUGUUGGAAUGAUAAAAAAGAAUUACAAAGUCAAAGUGAUCUUAGCAAAGAAAAUGUUAAAAAAGAACAAUAUACCUUGUCCUUUGUUCAAAAAGUUCGGAAAGUGCAUAAGGGAUGCUCAUGGUAAUUGUGAAUUUUCACAUGACAAGAAGCAUGUAAGUUUAUGUAGAAAAUUUCUUAAAGGUAUCUGUUUCGAUUCUAAUUGUCUCUUGUCACAUGAUUUAACAAAUAAUAAAAUGCCAACUUGUUACUUUUACCUAAAAGGAAUGUGCACUAAAGAAGAUUGCCCUUACGUACACGUUAAAUUAAAUGACAACACAAAGAUAUGUCCUGACUUCCUUAAAGGUUAUUGUGAAAAGGGGAAGAAAUGUGUUAAUCGCCACGUGACUGUAACAAACUUUACAAAAAAGCAUUCUUAUUAUAAAUACAAGAAAAAUGAAAAACUAAAAGUCAGAAAGAAGUCCAUGUGUUAUGAAAAUAAACCUACAGUUAUGCGAACUGAAUCAACUACAAACAAUUCUGAAAAACAAGAAGGAAAUCUAAUUGAAGGUAGAUAUUAUGAAGAUCAAGCAAAAUGGGACGAUAAUAUUAAUGAUACAUCCGAAGUUAUAAAACCGACUAGGUGUAAACUAGGUAAUUUGCCAUCAUUUAUCCAAUUACCUAGGUAGGCAGUUACAAAACAAGAAUAUUAUGUGAAAUAGUUGAAACACUUAUUCGUUGAUUCGUGUAUCUAUCUACCUUAAUCGCGUUCUUUUAUGCGGACACAAAUACAUCUUUGUCUACCCAGGGCCACAUUGUGAAUUAAUUGACGCAUGUAAUAAAAAUGUAAAGAUUUAUUUAUUUUAUUAAAAAGUUUUCGUAAUGUA
Molecule: messenger RNA, 2329 nt
Organism: Manduca sexta (tobacco hornworm)
Lineage: Eukaryota; Metazoa; Arthropoda; Insecta; Lepidoptera; Sphingidae
Product: U6 snRNA phosphodiesterase
Exons: 4
Coding region: 773-2131 (452 amino acids)
Biological process (GO): U6 snRNA 3'-end processing
Cellular component (GO): nucleus
Molecular function (GO): metal ion binding; 3'-5'-RNA exonuclease activity
Source: RefSeq, a predicted model, not a curated record